GUAGUGCACGAUUCAAUUUUUUUCACUUUUUGUGAAUGGGUAUCCGUUUUUUGCUAAUAUCUCCGGAACUAUUCGUCGUACGACAAAAAUGAGUACACCGUUGGAAAGAGGAGAAAAAACUGAAUAAAAUCAAAAAAAAAUUAUUUUUUUUGGAGAAAAAAAAUUUUCUUUUAUACUAAACUCAAACUUUCAAAGUUAUGUUUGAAACUGUUCCCCUUCAUCAAAAUUGACAUGCUAUGGCUCAAAAAGUAGCUUUACCCUUCCCCUAAACGAAAAUGUCAAUCAUACAAAGUACUUUUUUUCGUUUGGGAGAACGAGCGAUUUCCGUGGACCUCUGCACUGGAUCCGGGCCUACCCUCUGCCUGAACGGUGCACAACGGCCCGGCGCUGUGGCACCGCGGUGUCCUGCCACCCACCCCCAUCCCUUUCCGCAGUUCCCAGAGCAGAAGUAGGGGCGCCUGGAGGGUAGGCCGCACCCCGCACGCCGCCCCGGGCUCCCACGGUCACCGCCCAGCAGGUAGGCAACCCUUCCUAUUCACCCCGAGCCUUGCUUCGUGGCGCAGCCGAAGUGCAGCCGAAGUUGAUGCGAAAACGGCAUUCCCCCCGACGGUGCUGCCAGUGUUUGGGCUGUGGCGACAAGACGAACUUGUUGUUGUUCGUUUGUCUUGGUUUGUUUACUUUCUGCACCGACUACUUGUUGGAGUAAAUAUUUUUUGAGCAUUGACUUUGAGUCGAUUUUAUGCCCUGAAAAGGUUCCCCCUGCACAAUGGGCCGAGCAGACACCAAGAAGUGUUUCCUGAGAAAGGUACAACAUCUUCCUGAUGUUGGUGCCUGCUCUGGGGAUUUCACUGCAAGAGCCAGCCUAUCUCCAGAAAGGAUUCGUUUGCUCAAGAUCAGAAGUGGCUGCAGAAAGAGUUUGCAGUAUGUUUGUGAUGGACAUUUCACUAAGUUCAUUCACCGCUUUGAAGCACACCAGAAAAACUGCUGUCUUCAUCAGUCAACAUCUGUUCAUGAUGGCCCUCCAGCCAAAAAGAAAAAAACUGGCACUCCUCAAUUGCAUGUUAUUACACUCCAAAUGCGGGACAGUGCCAAAACUAUUGGACUUGCUUUGGUGCCCGGCAAGAAAGUGUGUGUCAAGUGCAAGAUUGACCUGAACGCUAAAAUCAAAGCUGCUGAAAAAUCUGCCGCAGAAAAGGCUGCUCAAGAAUCUUCAAGCAACGCUCCUGACCCGGCUUCAAUUUCCAACCCUCCUAUAUUUUCGUCACCUAGUGUAGGGUCUACUUUGGCCCCCAGUGAUAUUACAACUCCCACUGUACCUGCUGAUAAUAAGGCUUCUAAAGAAGAGUUUUUUCAGGAGAGUAUUGAUGGAUUAAAUACUUGGCUGUCCUCUCUUGGAUUCUCUCCUGUUAAUGAAAGGAAAUUAAAGACUCAGAAGAGCUAUGGGCGUAAAGUUAUGAAGAAAAUAAGAGCAGCGCUGACAAAAUUUUCUGAUCAACAACUAACUGAGGACGAAGAUGCAGCAUACUUCAGAGAAAUAAUAGGCCAACUACAGCAAUUUAUUGAUUGUCAUCCCCAGCCCGAUAAAAAAUUAUUAGCUUUAUCAGUUGUACCAAAAAGUUGGAGCAUUUCCAGGAUUGAAAGCACAUUUGGGGUAUCCAACUACAUGGCGAGGAAAAGCCGUCUACUAGUGCAAGACAAGGGUAUUCUGUGUGGCCCGGGUCCUAAAGUGGGACGCAAACUUUCACCUGAGACAGUGGAGCUGAUCACCAAAUUCUACUACAGGGACGACAUAAGUCGGCCUCUCCCUGGAGCCAAAGAUGUACUGAGUGUUUUAGUGGACGGGAAGAGAGUGAAGAAAACUAAAAGACUAGUGCUGUCUACUCUCAGUUGCUUGCAUCAAAAGUUUAAAGAAGAACACCCUGAUCACAAAGUCUCUUUAGCUAAAUUUUGUGAACUGAGACCAAAAGAGUGUGUAUUAGCUGGUAGUGCCGGGACUCAUGUGAUUUGUGUGUGCACCUAUCAUCAGAAUCCAGAACUUAUGUUUGAAGCGGGAAAUCUAAGUGAAGCUGGAUUAGAAAAUAUAAAAGCGUGCAAAAAGUUGCUUUUAUGCUCAGAGCCUAGUGAAGACUGUUUUUUUCGAAGAUGUAAUGACUGUUGUGAUUCCACUGUUUUACAGGAAAAAUUGGAAGUUUAUUUUGACUCAGAAAUGAUUUCCACUGUGGUUUACAACCAGUGGGAGUCCACAGACCGGGCAAAUAUUGUAACUUUAAGUAAAUCUACUGAUGAUUUUAUUUCUGAGUUUAUAUCGCAGAUUGAAAGUCUCAUACCCCAUGAUUUUAUUAGCAAAGUGCAAGCAAAUUUCUAUAAGGAAUCAAUUGAAAAUUUAAAAGAUGGUGAAGUUGUUGUUAAUGUUGACUUUGCAGAAAAUUUCUCUUUUGUUGUACAAAAUAGCUCCCAGGGGUGGUACUUUAAUAAUAAACAGGCGACAUUGCAUCCCUGUUUGAUUUAUUAUAAAGAUGCAGAGGGCAAAGUAUGCCACUCAGCAUUUGUUUUGAUAUCAGAUCACUUGGAUCAUAGUACUGCUGCAGUGCAUACAUUUCAGAAAAAAUUGAUCCGUCAUAUAACUGAGGACCUCAAGAUAAAGCUGGCUAAAAUCAAAUACUUUUCAGACGGUUGUGCUGCUCAGUACAAAAAUAAAAAAGCUGCCGCCAAUGUAUGGUUUCAUGAAAGGGAUUUUGGAGUACCUGCAGAAUGGCACUUUUAUGCUACGAGCCAUGGAAAAACUGCCUGUGAUGGUGUGGGCGGCAUGAUCAAACAUACUACAAUGUUGCAUUGCCUACGCUUAACAGCAAAAGACCCACAAAUAACAAUUGCAUAUGAUUUCUAUGAUUGGGUGUCUAAAAACAUUCAAGGAGUGACUGCUAAAUGGGUUCCGAAAGAAGAAGUUAUUGAAAAUGAAAAGGCUUUACUUGUGAGAUUUGAGACAGCUUUUGACAUUGAUGGAAUCAAAUCCCACCAUGCUUUAAUUCCUAGAGUGCCAUCAAAGGAUAUCUUACUUAAGUUGUAUUCACAAGAUACAAAAUUUAAUAUUAAGAAGAUAUGUACCAAAGAAUUUGAACUAGACUAUAGUGAGGUAAAAGGAUUUGUAACAUUUACAGAAGACGAAAAUUCCUGGAAGCUAGGCUGCGUAUCUGAAUUCCAUGAAGAGGAUGAAAACUUUUCGGUUCAAGUUAUGGAAGCUACUGGACAACCAAGAAGUUACAAGUUUACUGAUAUUGUUAUAAUUGUUAGUCUACAUGACAUUGUAAGUCUAGUUAAUCCGUACUUUCAAGCCAAAGGGACAAUUGUGAAACUUCGAGUAAGUGAUGCUAAGGCAGCAGAUGUAAAAUUAAAAUCUAAGAAAAAAAAUAUGUUUUGAAGCAAGGUAUAACUUGCAGCUA
This is a messenger RNA of Thrips palmi, 3440 nucleotides long. RefSeq lists its product as uncharacterized. Bases 767 to 3418 code for a protein of 883 amino acids. The record is from RefSeq and is a predicted model, not a curated record. Lineage: Eukaryota; Metazoa; Arthropoda; Insecta; Thysanoptera; Thripidae. The transcript is spliced from 2 exons.